AUGAGUGACAACAAGACUCUUACGAAGAUCCCUCACUUUAAUGGUCACGAUGAUCACUGGAGUGAGCUGAUGGAGAACUUGCUAAGGGUAAAGGGUGUGUGGAGUUUGGUGGAGAAUGGCUUUACAGAGCCAAGAGCAGGGACAGUGCUCACUGGUACCCAGAAAAUGCAAUUGGUAGAUGCCAGAACCAAGGAUUAUCAGGUCAAGCACUAUCUCUUUCAGGCCAUUGAUCGCACUAUUUUUGAACAAAUUUUGGAUCGAAAAACAACCAAAAAAGUUUGGGACUCAAUGAAGCAAAAGUUUGGAGGCAAUGACAAGGUGAAUAGGUCUCCUCUUAACUUACUAAGAAGAGAUUUUGAGGUUUCAGAGACGAAGAAUGAUGAAAGCAUUACCGAGUAUUUUACAAGAGUAAUGACGAUCUCCAAUAAGAUGCGGAGCAAUAGAAAAGACAUGCUUGACUCAAAGAUUGUUGAGAAAAUCCUACGAACUUUAAUUAAGAAGUUCACAUUGUUGUGGGUGAGCAGCGAGUAUGAGGAUCAAGUCUUAAAGGUUGAUUCAGGAUCUAGAAUAAGAAGUAGAGGAAGAUCAUCUCCUAGAGGUAGGGGACGAGGAAAAGGAAGGACAACAUUCAACAAGUAUGAAUGUCCAAGUUGGAAUAAGGAGGCAAAUCAUAUAGAGGUGGAGGAGGAAGAUGAAGACGAGUUGUUGUUAAUGGCAUAUGAAGAGCUGCAUGAAGACAUGAUUCGUGAUGCCUGA
Ricinus communis (castor bean) is the source of this 756-nucleotide messenger RNA. RefSeq lists its product as uncharacterized. The coding region runs from base 1 to 756 and encodes 251 amino acids. Lineage: Eukaryota; Viridiplantae; Streptophyta; Magnoliopsida; Malpighiales; Euphorbiaceae. The record is from RefSeq and is a predicted model, not a curated record. The transcript has 3 exons.